Molecule: messenger RNA, 944 nt
Organism: Eutrema salsugineum
Lineage: Eukaryota; Viridiplantae; Streptophyta; Magnoliopsida; Brassicales; Brassicaceae
Product: classical arabinogalactan protein 3
Exons: 1
Coding region: 182-715 (177 amino acids)
Source: RefSeq, a predicted model, not a curated record
AAUUCUAUUAGUUGUACGCUUUUCGUAGCCGCAAAUCUAGCGAUCGUAAUAUUGCAUUUCACAUUCUCACUCUAAAACUAACUAUUUUUGUUUAUUAUCAUCAUCUUCUCAGAUCUCUUCUUAUUCGUCUCUUACUUCACUCAUCAAGAUCUGAGAGAGAAACAUAAUUUGAAAUUCGAAAAUGAAGCUCGGAAUCAUAACCAUUUCGUCUCUGCUAAUGCUGGUACUCGUCUCCGGCGAGAUUUCGACUAAAGUCUCACCGGCUCCGGCGCCGGAUCUAUCAACCGACGCUACAGAUUCGCCUCCAAUCCACGCGCCUACGCCGGAAUUUGGAUCCCCUUCACCAGCAGAGUCUCCGAUCGCAUACUCUUCUCUUCCGCAACCAGAAACAGAACACUCCCCAUCUCCAUCUCCUUCUCCGUCAGAUUCUCCAUCGCUAUCUCCGCCGUUGCCGGAUGAUCAUGCGUCUCCUUCAUCUUCUCCAUCUCCGUCUCCGUCGCAAGAAGCUAGCGAUUUGAACCACAGCGAUAUUACCGGUGUCGAAGAGGAAAAAUCAUCGGGAGGCGGUGGAAUGAGCGGCGGGAAGAAGGCUGGGGUCGCGUUUGGAACGAUCGCGGCGGUUUGUGUGGUUGGAUUGGCCGGAUUUGUGUACAAGAGACGGCAGGAGAAUAUUCGCAGAUCUCGGUACGGUUACGCCGCCAGAGAGAUGCUGUAAAGAGAGAGAGAUCCGGCGAGGAUAUAGCUUGAUUUAAUUUUUUUUGUUACUUUUCGAAUUUCGAAAAACAUUUAUUGAUAUAUUUGUUUGAAAAAAGUCCGUAUGAUUUUUUGCAGUUGUUUUCGUGGCUGAUUGAUUACCGAAAUCUUAUUAUUUGUAGUUAGUUCGAAACUACAAUUAUAUUUCUGAUUUAAUAAUUUGGAAAGUAUUAAUGCAUUUUAUUAUAGAG